GCUCUACACAGAAGUACACUGACAACAGUAGUACUAGGCUGACUGAGCUGAAGAAGUUAAAGCAGCGGCCUUGUGAACGAGUGUGUGAGAGAGAAAUGUUUGUGAAUGCAGGCCAGUCUCAUUGAUGUCACGAGAAAUUCAACAGGCGCACAAGCCAGAGUCGGAUUCCUCUACACUCUUACACUCGCUGUUUGCUGACUGAAAAUAAAUGACUGAUACGGGAAGGUGGUAACGGGAUUUUACAGCAUAAAAGCAUCUGUUUGUGGAUCUAGGCAGCUGAGAUUCUCCUGUUGAAGUAAGUGGAACUAACUAAUUCUAUUCUGAUUGACUCGGAGGUUUGAAAAGUCAUCAUGGUGUUGUUUGGCACUACAUUGAUUGUGGUCACGCUACAUUCAAUGAUGCCAAUUUUGAGUGGAAGACUGAAAAGUGAAACUCAACAAACUGGGACUCGGAUUAUGAUUUUCAACAUCCCAAACACUGAACAUAAAGAAACACAUGAGAGCUUGGAUGAUGUUUUUCUAGAUGAACCCGCUUUAAACCCGUUUAAGAGUCUAGAGUUUUAUGCUAGUGCUGAUGAAUUUUCAAGAAACACUGUGGCUGAAUCGACUGAUAUGCAUUCAGUAGCUGAUUCCAUAUCAACCAGAACUGAAUGUGAUAAAAUUCAUUGUGAAGGUAAAAAUAUUAUACACAAGGAGCCUGAGAUGGAUGAGAAGUUGUAUAAGGUGGGAUGUGAUGGUGAAUGCAUAAUUAAUUCACUGGAUAACACCUCCUCUGAUGGCUUGGAAGAUACAUCUAGUGGAGAUCCAGUGGUCGUCACGCAUCUCGGGCGAGUUCGUGGCCGUACUCUGGAUAAAGCUCAUGUGUUUUAUGGGAUUCCAUAUGCAGACCCUCCUGUGGGGGACAAACGCUGGGCUCCUCCUUCAUCCGUGUCACCUUGGACGUACACGUAUGACGCCACAUUUCCCCGUCCUGCUUGCAUGCAGGUGUGUGCUGGUGAGUUCUCUCGGAUGUGUCCUCCUAAGGUUAGCGAGGACUGCCUGUAUCUAAACGUCUUUGUUCCUGUGAGCGUCAACCUGUCGUUGCCGAUAGUAACAGCCCUGCCGGUGAUGGUGUGGAUUCACGGCGGUGACUUCAUCGCUGGCUCCGCCUCCAAACCUCUAUAUGAUGGCCGCUUCAUCAGUAACUAUAGCAACACAGUAGUUGUAAACAUGGAGUAUCGUCUUGGUGCGUUUGGCUUCUUAGUCACAGGCAAAGAUCCCGAGAGCUCAGCAGUGGGGAAUUAUGGGAUUCUAGACCAGCAGGCAGCACUGUGCUGGGUCCAAGAAACCAUUGCCGCUUUUGGAGGAGACCCAAAUAAGGUUACUCUGUUUAGCGAGAGCGCUGGAGCCCAAUCAGUGUGUCUUCAUCUGAUGAUGCAGAGCAGCGAGUAUUUGUUUAGACAUGCAGCCAUACAGAGUUUACCAUUCUCUUUGCCACUGAAAACCAGAUGGGAUGCGCUGAAACUGGGUUGGGAUUUUGCUAAACUGACUAAUUGCUCAGCAUUUGAUCUGCCCUGUCUGCGCUCUCUCAGCUCACAUGACGUGCUCAAUGCCCAGGUUAAAUCAGGUACAUACUCACAUCACAAAUUUUCAUUUUUGGGUGAACUAUUCUUUAACCUGGAAUAUUCAGUAAGGUUAGCAUUGUUUACCUCUGUCAGCUCUCGUCUGGUCUGUCCUGUAGGUACAACCUCUGAGGAAGGCGUGACCUUUGUGUACAGCGUUUUCAACCAGUCCGUAUCAACUCUGGAAUGUGUGCUCUACACUGCCGCCAUUUUUAAGCAACAUGCACUUAACAUUCUGCACAAAUACAUUCCUUUCUACCGAAACCAGGACAGAAGAGUGAUGCUUUCACAAAUUGUCACGGAUUACAUGUUUCUGUGUCCGACUCGAUGUUCUGCUCGUUCUGGAGUGAGAGUCGGUGGAGCCGUUUGGUUGUAUGUAUUUGACCACGCUCCAUCUGAUCACAACAUAUGGGCGGGGCUUCCGUUCUGCUACAAUCGUACCUGCCAUGGGGCGGAGCUUCCCUUUCUCUUUGACUCCGCCCCCAGCACUAACUUCACACUUACACCUCAAGAGACACUUCUGGCCAAUCGGAUGGCGUGUUACUGGGGAAUGUUUGCCCACACGGGGGACCCAAACUCUCGAAGUGAACAGACGCACUUCUGCACACAGCAGAGGCUGCCGGUUUGGCCUCGGUACACGGCUCCAGAGGGCUGGCCCAUCCUGAACCUGACUCUACCCUCACACCCACAGCACGGGGACAGGGACCAUUUCUGUGACUUCUGGGAUCGGCUGGACAUAUAUUGAGGGGAGGAGAUUGAGCUGGAAGAAAGACAAGAUCAGGGCUCAAACAAUUUUGAUAAACUCUUUGCUAUUCAUUAACCAUUCUGCCAUUUCUUUUUUUAAUUCAAAUCUCAUCUUUAUAUAUUAUCAGUGACUGGGCCAGUGUUAUAACAAAAUAUUAUUUUUAAA
Messenger RNA from Sinocyclocheilus rhinocerous, 2510 nucleotides. RefSeq names its product acetylcholinesterase. Gene Ontology annotation, molecular function: cholinesterase activity. The record is from RefSeq and is a predicted model, not a curated record. The transcript is spliced from 8 exons. Bases 351 to 2345 code for a protein of 664 amino acids. NCBI's taxonomy places the organism in Eukaryota, Metazoa, Chordata, Actinopteri, Cypriniformes, Cyprinidae.